GUAGGGAAAUUGGCAGAGGACCUGUGUCUCUUGGCUCUCACGCAGCAACAGCGAAGACAAUUCAAUCAUGCUAUUGCAGCCUUCAGAGCCACUUUCUCUGCUGCCAAUGUGGAAGCCAGAGAUACUGGCACUCCAGCGCCUGCACAAGGCAAGGUGUGGAAGUUCUCAGCUGUGCAGCUCACCUACAACUCGAGUCACAGCGACUUCAUGGCGCUUGAUCACGGCGUACUCGAGAACUUAUUUGGCCGGUUUGUCGCCUACCUUGGCCGCCUGGCUGACCAGAUUUCAGCAGAAGGUGUCUCGGCCACCAUGGAGCGUGCGUCACCAGAACGAGUCCAUCUGCGCGCUUAUCUUCAUCUAUCAACUGCCUUCCAUCGGCGUGGUCAGGAUGCCCUCAACAUCUUUGCCUUCGAAGGCGUGCGGCCGCAGGUGACACCAAAUACCGCGUCCGGCAAGACAUACACAGGUGCUGUGCGAUUUGGUCAUUUUUAUGUCGUCGCCGACAAACUUGGAACUCUGUUCAACUACACCAACUACCCGCCCUUCAAAGCCUACGGCGUGGAGGGCUGGUGGUUGGACAACCUCUUGAAGGCCGGCAAGCUUUCCCGCAAGGCGUACCUGAAAUUGGCAGCGCAAGUGACGGUGGGCUUUCAGAAGCGGCUCGCAGAUUGUAAGGCAGCUGAGCGCUACCUGCAUGAUGAAGCGCUCCAGGACGCUAUCUGUGGUCAUGCGAAGGCGCUGGAGCCAGCAACCCUGCCCAUGAAGUCGUUUCCGGUGAUCGAGGAGUUUGUGGCCUGUCACGAUGGGAGCUCUCGGUUUCGACGCCCAAUUUUGGCAAUUGUGGGAGCAACCCGAUUGGGCAAGUCCAUGCUUGCAGCCCACACGUUGCAGCGUAUAGCUCAGCAACUUGGUCUUCCAGAGUACCUAGAGGUCACUGUCGAGGAGUCUGAGCAGAUGGACCUGGCAGAGUUUGACCGCAGGAUUCAUGCCGGUGUCAUUUUGGACGGGGUUGGAGACGCUCUGUUCCUGAAGCGGCACCAUGAAGCCUUGCAAGGCCGUCCGAAGACGGUGCAAAGUCCACGACCAAUGUGUACUCCUAUGCCUACUCGUUCUGUGGACGUGCAGUAG
Molecule: messenger RNA, 1128 nt
Organism: Symbiodinium necroappetens
Lineage: Eukaryota; Dinophyceae; Suessiales; Symbiodiniaceae
Source: the annotation of a GenBank genome assembly